This is a messenger RNA of Lagenorhynchus albirostris (white-beaked dolphin), 1944 nucleotides long. It is a transcript of the gene SPINDOC, whose product is annotated as spindlin interactor and repressor of chromatin binding. The record is from RefSeq and is a predicted model, not a curated record. Gene Ontology annotation, biological process: negative regulation of DNA-templated transcription. Bases 106 to 1365 code for a protein of 419 amino acids. The transcript is spliced from 7 exons. NCBI's taxonomy places the organism in Eukaryota, Metazoa, Chordata, Mammalia, Artiodactyla, Delphinidae.
GCGGGGAGGGGGCUGCACGGGGCGGGAGGCGGCCGCCGGCUUGCGUGCAGGCCUGCGCGCCAGUCCUCCGGCGUCCGGUCACCGAGAGCCCCCCCAGGCCGCGCCAUGGCCCUGAAGGCCGAGGGCGCCGCGCUCGACUGCUUCGAGGUGACACUCAAAUGCGAGGAGGGGGAGGACGACGAGGAGGCCAUGGUGGUGGCCGUAAUCCCGCGGCCCGAGCCGAUGCUCAGAGGGUCUGGAGCCUUCGAUCCACGCCCCGCGAGCUCCGGAUCUUCCGGUGCCCGAGCGCCCCCUCGCCCGGGCCCAGCACGACGGCUUCGAGUGGCCCAGCAGGAGAAGACCCCACCGCCGAGGCCCAGCCUGCUAGAGGCAGGCAGCGAUGGCUGUGAGGAGCCCAGGCAGCAGGUGUCUUGGGAGCAGGAGUUCCUGGUGGGGAACAGCCCGGGAGGCAGCGGGCGGGCACUGUGCAUGGUGUGUGGGGCCGAGAUCCGGGCCCCCUCGGCGGACACGGCACGCGCCCACAUCCUGGAGCAGCACCCUCACACCCUGGACCUGAGCCCUUCCGAGAAGAGCAAUAUCCUGGAGGCCUGGAGUGAGGGGGUGGCCCUUUUGCAGGACUUCAGGGCCGAGCAGCCGUCCCCGCCCCAUUCAGACUCAGGCCAGGAGGUCGAAGUGGACCCAGACUCCGACCCGGACCCCGAAAUGCCAGCAGAGAUUGUCGUUCUCCUCGACUCCGAGGACAACCCCUCCCUCCCUAGAAGGAGCCGGCCCAGGGGACUCCGCCCUCUGGAGCUUCCUGCGGCCCCUGUCCCAGAGCCGGUAAGCAAGAAGCCACGUGGUCAGAGAUGGAAGGAACCCCCUGGGGAGGAGCCGGUCAGAAAGAAAAGAGGCAGACCCAUGACCAAAACCCUGGACCUGGACCCGGACCCGGACCCAGGUGAAGGCGAGGAAGAUCCCCCCUCACCCGGCUCACCCACUGAGACUUUUGCGGCUCCCGCCGAGGUCCGACACUUCACCGACGGCAGCUUCCCCGCUGGCUUCGUCCUCCAGCUCUUCUCCCACACCCAGCUCAGGGCCUCAGACAGCAAGGACUCGCCCAAAGAGGGGAGAGUAGCAGAAGGAGGUCUUCUCCAGCCGGAAAGCCCCUCUCCAGCUCCCCCUCCGGGGCUUCGCGGGACGCUGGAUCUCCAGGUUAUCCGCGUGCGGCUGGAGGAGCCCCCGGCAGUCAGCCUCCUGCAAGACUGGUCCAAGCAUCCCCAGGGCACCAAGGGUGUGGGAGCAGGUGACAGCCCAGAAUGGCCCGUGGUUCUGUCGGAAUCCAGCACCACUGUCGGGGGGCAGCCAGAAGCAGGGAGUGGCCUGUAGGUUCUUUUCAGGGCGGGGAGAGGAGGCUUGUCACCCUUCGGCUUAUCACUCAGAGCUGCCCAGCUCGGCCACCUGAUGGAGAGUAAAACCAGGUGCCAAGGCAGGAUGGAGGAGAGGAAGGUGGGCAGCAUCCGCUAUGACUCGGGGACGCUGGAAAAUGUCUCCCCGAGUGAGGCGUGAGGCCAGGCCCUGAGGGGGACGGGGUGCCGAGGGCUGUCGUGUGGUAGGGCAUUGGGCCUUUGGAGAACACCCACCCGAUCCUUUUGCUGACCCAGACCUCUCUGUCCCCCUGACCUCCUCCCACCUUCUCAGCCCCCCACCAUUCUCCCUUGGCACAGUGCCUUACGCAAGAGGUGGUCGUGACGGUGUUGAACUGAGUCCCACUACCUCGGGGGACGCCUCUCCUCCCCCACCCGUUUCGGCUCCUAAACCAGGAGGCCUCCAUUACCUCUUCUUCCUGCUCCAUCCCUGCAGGUGGCUGAAGUAGCCUACCUGGGGGCUCCGUCACUCACACUCUCCUCUUCACUCCUUCUCCUGUUGUAUAUAUCUCCUUUGUUGACAAUAAAUUAUUUUUUUUUA